UCACCCCUUCAUUUUCCAUUUCCUCUAUUCAUGUUCCGAUUCUCACCCAAAAAAACAGAGAAAAGAAAAAGGGGGGAAAGAUCAGCAGAAAGGGAGUGAAGGGUUAUCUUCUUUCACUAAUCUAUUAAAUCUGAAGGGUUUCUGCAGCCUCGAUGAAGGAGAGACGGUGAAGUGCGUUCAAGAUUCGUCGCCUCUGAUUCUGCCCCUACGCAAGGCAGCACCCUUGGGAAAAAAACAAUGACUGAGGUACAACGGAAGUAGCAGGUGGGCUCAAUGCAGACAAAUCCAAGAAAGGGAAACCCCACUGAUCUCCAGUAGAUUGCCCAGGCUGCAAAUGCUUCUGCCCAAUGGAGUUUUCUUUAGAUGUGAAUUCAGUGUGUUCGAUGAGUUCUUCAAGAAGAUUAAAGGUGAAGCCGACAGGAACCUGGAAUUUCAACAAUCCAUGAGGGAGAUUAAGGAGAAAGCAGAGGACUUGAAAGGGGUGAAUGAGGAUCUGAAAGCUAGUUGUGGUUCACCCAUAGCCCAACUCUUUAUCAUGGUUCGACUAAGGACAACGCGCCCAAAUGGAAGGCUUCAGCCAGCACACCCCCCCGUUGUUGCCUCCACCUCCGCUACCUUCUGUCGAGUAGACCUUGACACCAUCCCACAUUUCAGGAACAUGUUUUCUUUCUUUUUACUUUUCAUUUCCUUAUUUCUGUGGGUCUGCAUGCAUACAUUGAGGACAAUAUAUGUGCUGGGUGUGGGGGAGGUAUGUUGUGCUUCUACUUGUGAAGUUAUUGAUUUUUUGGGAGGUGGUUGGAUAGUCAUUUUAGAACGAUCCUUGCAAAAUUGGUUGUGUUGUUGAAAAUCUGAAUGUUUGAAAUUUGAAUUGAUGUGUUGGAAUAUGGAUGUGUGGGGAUUGAAAAUAUUUAAUUGGGUUUUGACAAUUUUAAUUGAACACCGAAACUUGUGAAGGAAGUUAGAGUGUCUUGAGAAAAAUAUGUGAAUUAUCCCGCAGUAGCUGUUGAAUUUUCAGAUUGUUGUCUUGUGAUAUCCCGUACAUUAAUAGAAUUUUUUGGUAUAAGUUGAGGUAAGUAGGAGAAACUAGCACUAGUAGCAUAUUAAAAAAAAAUGUGUGAAGUGUGUUCCAUUGACUGCAUCAAAUGAACGAUGUUCAAGAAUCAACACAAAAGUCCUUUGUGUGAGCUUUUGAACCAAAGCACUUCCAUUUAAAUAGUGCUUCUACAUUUCUUUUGAUUGAGGGAAUCAAACUUAGUAUUUUCAUUCUAGAACUUGCUUGUGUAAUACAUUUUGAGACCACAAUCUUCUAAGAUUGGUGUAUGAAAGUGAUAAGGGCACUUAGGAGUAACCCAUUGACCUAAAAAGAACCUACCUUGAAUUCAACCGUAGAAACUUCAUUUGAGCCUUGGCUUUUCUUUUCUUGAUUAAACCACGUUAUAAGCCGAAUUAUCCCCUUCUUGGUUAUCUCCUGAAGUGAUUUUUGAACCCAUUCAAUGGGAUGAUGUUGGCUUGGUUGCUUGUAUGACAUGAAAAUGAGUGAAUUAAAUGAUUCAAGUUGUAUACUGGGGACGCAUUGGUAGCCCCAAGGAAAAGAAAUAAAAGAGCAAAGAGGAAAUGAAAAAAAAAAAGAAGAAAAAAAAGAAGAAAAGAAGGAAAAAAAAAAAGAAAAAAGAAGAAAAAAAAGAAAAAAAGAAAAAAUUCUGAAAAAGAAAGAGAUUCAGAAACAGAAAACAAAACAAAUAAUAAGGAGUUUGAUUGUUCAAAGUGCUUGAAUCGAGUUGAAGGAGAA
Molecule: messenger RNA, 1789 nt
Organism: Sesamum indicum (sesame)
Lineage: Eukaryota; Viridiplantae; Streptophyta; Magnoliopsida; Lamiales; Pedaliaceae
Source: RefSeq, a predicted model, not a curated record